This is a messenger RNA of Cyprinodon tularosa, 1751 nucleotides long. It is a transcript of the gene rab3il1, whose product is annotated as RAB3A interacting protein (rabin3)-like 1. The transcript has 12 exons. The record is from RefSeq and is a predicted model, not a curated record. Gene Ontology annotation, biological process: exocytosis. Lineage: Eukaryota; Metazoa; Chordata; Actinopteri; Cyprinodontiformes; Cyprinodontidae. Gene Ontology annotation, cellular component: Golgi to plasma membrane transport vesicle. Bases 197 to 1519 code for a protein of 440 amino acids. Gene Ontology annotation, molecular function: guanyl-nucleotide exchange factor activity.
GCUGAGGCUCAGGCCAGGGCGAAGUGCGGAGCUCAACUCAUGGGAUUAACUAAGCACAAAAGUGCUGUUUAGCAGUUUUUCUGCUCUGGCAUCAAGUAAUCAUCCUGAAAUCACUGUUUUAUCCAACUUCAUUUUAACUAUUCGUUGAACUGAAUCUUCCAAGGACUAAGCUGCUGCUUCUAACUCAGAGAAACGGAUGGAUACCUUUGAGGGAAUACACAGCAUCCAUAUUUCCACAUCUCCACCUUCUUCAGUCUCCUCCGUCCCUGGAUAUGAGCUCCUGAAGGCGGGCCGGUCUGGACUAGCAGUCUACUCCUCUCCAGUCUUCUUUGCCACUCCGAAUGUGCCUCCAGCUCAGCACAGGUCCGAUAGAGUCUCUGAGGAGGAACGCUGUGUUGGUGGAAGGUUGGUAGAUCUGGAUCCAGAACCAGUGACUAUUGUGGAGGGAGGAGGCCGAGAUGGACCCACCUCAGGCCGACCUCACGGCCAUCUCUGCGGACUCCGCAGCUCUUCACUGGAAAUUAAAGAAAAAGAAAUCAGAGAAAAGGGUUCCGAGAUUCUCCGGGAGCAGCUGGAUGCAGCCAAGAGGGAACUGAAACUAAAAGACAAGGAGUGUGAACGUCUGUCGCAAGUCAGAAAUCAGCUGGAGCAGGAGCUGGAGGAGCUGACUGCCAGUCUGUUUGAGGAAGCCCAUAAGAUGGUCCGUGAAGCUAAUGUUAAGCAAGCAGGAGCAGAGAAACAACUGAAGGAAGCUCAAGGAAAGAUUGACGUCCUGCAAGCGGAGGUGACCGCGCUGAAAACUCUGGUGUUGACGUCCACGCCCUCCUCGCCUAACCGGCAGCUGCAUCCUCAGCUGCAGUCCUCCGCUUCACAGGGAUCCUACAAACGCGGCGCGGGCCACAUCCGCAACAAAAGCGCCAGUGGAGCCUUUCAGAGCUCACCUGGAAAACCUGAACCUUCACCUGUUUCCAUUCAGUCGGCGGCUAAAGAGGAGCGGGAGAUGGACUCAGUUCUGUUUGCAGAGUUUUUGUUGUGGAAGGAGCAUCCAUGUCUGGACCGAUCCUCCGCCUUCCUGAGUCGCAUUUACCGAGAAGAUAUAUCGCCCUGCCUUUCCUUCACAAGAUCAGAGCUGUCCCAGCUGGUCCAGAGAGCAGUGGAGAAUAACUCCCUGACCAUGGAGCCUGUGGCCAUGUCGGCUUUACCCCUGGUUAAAGCAUCUGCUUUAGAGUACGGAGGCCCUAAUGGAUUUAGGGCUUCAGUAGAGACAAAAUGUGCUUUAAGCGGUUUGUCACGAGUCUGCCGACAUCGCAUCAAACUUGGCGACAAGGGGAGCUACUACUACAUCUCUCCGUCCAGCCGAGCUCGGAUCACGGCGGUGUGUAAUUUCUUCACAUACAUCCGGUACAUCCAGCAGGGCCUGGUGAGACAAAACGCGGAGCAGAUGUUCUGGGAGGUGAUGCGACUUCGUAGAGAGAUGACCGUGGCUAAGCUGGGCUUCUACCUCACAGACCAGAGUUAAAUAACUCGGCAGAACCACCGAGUCCCGAGGAGUUUUCAGAAGUGAGUCAAUGGAAGCAGGAAGUGUAACGAGACGAUCGACCUGAUGGGAUUAUUGCUGCGCUGCCGUCUCCAUUAUUUUCAAUCUUUGAUAGAAAUAUUCCACCGAGCAGUAGACGUAUCGGAGCUCAACUUAUCCACCAACAGGCUGAAACUCUGGAUCCUGCAGAAUAAAAACCUUUCAUGGAGUUAAA